CCCGGCUGUUGAAGUAAUGAGGGUCGACGGCAUCCAAGUCGGAACGUGCCGACGUUGAAGCGGAGGGUCGACGCGCCGUAAUCCGCGCCCCGCACAAAAACAGGACCGGACCGGGAAGUCGCCGCGAGCCGCCGCGCAGUCUGUGGAGGCGCUCUGGACAUGGAGCCUCCGCCCGAGAGCAGCCAAGAAGGCCCCGCUUACCACAGCCUGGGAGUCGAUGAGCUUCGAGGAGAACCGUCGGAUACGAAGCCUGCCGUGGUCUCCGAAACGGGAGGAGACGUCGAGAAGGAGCUCUGGGCCGGACCUGAGCAGGGAGCCGCGGCAGGAGGAGAAGAAAGCCACGGUGGCGCGGGAGCUGGCGGCCCCGUGGACGCCGAGAGCCAGAGGGGCGGCGGCGGCGGGGAGGAGCCCCAGGACAGGCAGCAAUACCUCCACCGCAGCACGUUCAUCCCGUUGGAACUGAAGGAGCUGGAGAGCGUUUUCCAACGCUCUCAAUACCCCGACGUGUUCGCGCGGUGAGUGCCUUGCUCUGGGGGCGCCCCGAUCUCUAGGACCCUCGGGCUCGGGCGCUGCCAGCUGGCCGGGACGCCUUGGGCUCUC
Mirounga angustirostris (Northern elephant seal) is the source of this 600-nucleotide messenger RNA. RefSeq names its product rhox homeobox family member 2-like. The record is from RefSeq and is a predicted model, not a curated record. NCBI's taxonomy places the organism in Eukaryota, Metazoa, Chordata, Mammalia, Carnivora, Phocidae. Bases 160 to 519 code for a protein of 119 amino acids. Gene Ontology annotation, molecular function: DNA binding. The transcript has 2 exons.